Messenger RNA from Tachysurus fulvidraco (yellow catfish), 3109 nucleotides. It is a transcript of the gene znf395a, whose product is annotated as zinc finger protein 395a. NCBI's taxonomy places the organism in Eukaryota, Metazoa, Chordata, Actinopteri, Siluriformes, Bagridae. Bases 290 to 1630 code for a protein of 446 amino acids. The transcript has 10 exons. The record is from RefSeq and is a predicted model, not a curated record. Gene Ontology annotation, biological process: regulation of transcription by RNA polymerase II. Gene Ontology annotation, molecular function: RNA polymerase II cis-regulatory region sequence-specific DNA binding; DNA-binding transcription factor activity. Gene Ontology annotation, cellular component: nucleus.
UGUGUGUGUGUGAGAGAGAGAGUUAGUGUGUGCGCGCGUGUGUGUGUUGGCUUCAGGGACAUUCCUUUAAGGCAAAACAAACACGUGUAAUUCGUGUGAGAAGUUUAAACAAAUAUGUUGCGAAAGUAAAAAGAAAACAAACAUCAACUCGCGCGUGUUACAUGUAGAAGAACUUGCGUGUGAUAGACGGAUCUUUAUUGCACUUUUACUGCAGUAACUAGAGGCAGAAGAACCGCUGCUAAUAAACAUGCUUUUCUCUUGGUGCUGUUGAUCUCCUGCAGGAUUAACGAUGGAGAAGGUGCUAACGGCUACGGUGCUACCAAGGACCAGGUUAGGGAAGCGCUCUCCUCUGGGAGCCUUGGUGUGCAACUCUUCACCAGAAGGUCUCGCAGAAGUAGGGGGACACGGAGACACGGACGGAGCUCCUGGGACCGGAGCAGGAGUCCACGGUGUCCACGGUGUCCACAAGGUCAAACUGUACCCAGGACAGCGGGUGUAUGUGCAUUGUGGUGGACAGGAGCGUCCUGGCGUUGUGGAACAGCACAACCAUGUGGACAAUGAAGUGUCUAUAUUCGUACAGCAGCUCAAUCAGAGCGUGCACCGCAAACUGGAGGACGUGUGGUUGAGCUCAACAGGCGGCGGCGCUCACUCCGUGUCAUCGUCAAUCGACGUGCCAAAAAGAAGUGUAGAGAGCGCGGACAUGGAUGAAAUCAUGGCUGCUAUGGUGCUGACCAGUCUGUCCUGCAGCCCAAUGAUCCAAAGCCCCGUUCAUGGAGAACCGACUCCAGUGUCCAAUGGGACGGAUAGCACUGCUAGUGAAAUGUCUGAUGGUGGUUACUGGAGCUGCGACCAUGGAAACAGCAGUCCUGCAGCUUCUCCGCCCGACGCAGAGGCGGACCGAACCCCUCCUGUCGACGACGGCCUGGACAUGGAGAUGGAUCAGAUGUUGUUUGAUGAACCUGCCCCAAGGAAGCGCAAGAACUCAGUGAAGGUGGCGUACAGGUGCCUGUGGCCAAACUGUGGCAAAAUCCUCACCACUAUCGUAGGCAUGAAGCGCCACAUCCGUACUCUUCACCUGGGCAGACAGAGCGAACAGGAGCGCUGCCAAAGAGAAGAAGAUUUCUACUACACCGAGAUCUACCAGGACGCGGAGCAGACUCCGGUUCCGAUCGGCUGCGGCUCACCUUCCAGUCCGAGCCACCGGGGAUCGUCUCCGCCGACGCCGGAGCCUGUGCAGCCCGGUCCACUCAGCCAGUCGGCCCCCAGCAGCUUCUGGCAGGUCCAUUCCGAACACUCGUACCAGGCUCCGCCUCCUGUUGUGACUCUGUGUAAAGCCGUGUGUGUGCCCGCUCCGCCACGCUGGACGCCUCUCGUCACGGCACACCAGAGCAAACAGGCUGCUCCGUUUCGCCGGCGUUCCGUCAGUGUCGGAGAGCAGUGGCUCCAAAACAACAGCGCCCCCUCCAGGCCUCCGCACCUCGCCAGCGUUUCGCCUCCGAGGAACCACUGCGCCGCACGGAGGGUUCGAGGCGAGGCUAAGAAGUGCCGGAAGGUGUACGGUAUCGAGCACCGGGAUCAGUGGUGUACAGCCUGUCGCUGGAAAAAAGCCUGCCAGAGAUUUUUGGACUGAAGCCUUAGCUGGAGCUGAACGACAUACGAGUCAGAGACUGAGGGGAAAAAAACAAACGAAGAUGUGGAAGUGGAUCAAACUGCGGCUAAACCGCGGUGGAGGAAAACCAGACGAACAAUCUUUUUUUUUAUUAUUAAUUCUGUGCAUUUUUUAUGAGACAUUUUACUGUGAGGUGCAGCGUUCUCUCCUCGGUGCUGAUUCAACUCUGGACUCAUCCUCGCCGCACCUUUCUCUCUUUAUCUCUUUCUCAUCACUUGUCAGUCUUCCUGAAGGUCGCCGAGGUCGUCUUGGGCUCCUCUCAGCGCCGAUUUCUUUCUCUGACACGCGUGUGGCAGCCGUCCGAUUUGUGAAGUCUGGGAUUACGUGACGAUGCUGAUGCCGCACACGGUGGCGAUCGAUGUUUACCGCGAGAGGUUCGCAGUCAUUCCAGAAAAACCCGUGCGUCUUUCUGUUCGCGUUUUAUUUUUUAUUAUUUUUUUUGGAAGAGAGCUCUUCUUUCUUUUUACGGAAAGACGUUCUUUUUUUUGUUGUUCCGUGUCUUUUUUUCAGGGGAGGAAGUGAACGGCAGCUCUACGGCGAAAACGAUCCGCAAGGACGUGCUUUAAAAGCGUACACGCCUUUACCUUUAUGUAUGCCAUGUAUACCAGCUAACGUGCUGUUGUGUGUUUUAUAACGACAAACAGAGCGUAAAAGAAAACUUUUUUUUGUAUUGAGAUUCUUCAUUUUAAUAACUGACUGCAGUUAUGAUGCAUUUAUGUCUACAUCUGUCUCGUAUCGUACGCUGGAAAGGACGACGUUUUGCUCUUUUUUUUUUUUUUUUAGUUCAACAGGAAGCGUUCGGAUAUAUUUUCGAUCAUGGAUUUGAUUUUGAAAUAAAGAAAACGUGUCCAGUCUCGUCUUUGUUUCAGGAAUCACUGAUGUUUAUUUUUCAUUUUAUUUUUUUAUUUUUUUGCGUCAUUUAGUUUUCAUCGUGCGCUUAAAAAAAACAUGUCUUUGUUAAGAAUGAAAUCUUUUUAUUGUGUACUUCUGAUCACUCCUGCAUCAUUAUCCCUCAGCUGCACUACUUUGACUCGUGUUAAGAUUCAAAAUUAAAACGAUUCGAAAAUCUCGUGUGGAUUUGAGCCUGGAAUUCAAAAUGAAACACAGAAAAGUGAAAUUCUUCAAAGGAAGAAUUUUUUGGGUCCAAGCAUUUGACUUAGGGUUAAAUUCUGAACUUGUGUGUUUGCGUUUUAAACGUCGUCCCAGAGCGAGUCGUCUUUACGCAGUAUUAAUCAGACCUUCAGACCUUAUGCGAAGAAAUAAAAGAAGGAUGUUGGGGGUUCAUCAUCAGGAGCUUUUUAUCCCACCAAAGUCUGAGAUAUCAUCAGUUACAGUCUGUACAGUGUUCCAGUAUUCUGCAUGAAAUGACUCUGGAAUUAUUAUUUUCUUUUUUUGGAAAUUGUCAUUUUCAUGUUUUAAUACACUUUCUAUUGAAGCCAA